GAUUUGUCAAAUAACUCCAGCGGUUAGGUUCUGAUUCUGUUUUGAUUUGAGGUGAAUAGGGCAAUCAAUCUUAGAUACGCUGGUUGAUGACUCGCGGACUGCUGUCUUGUCAUGCAUUUUGCACCUGACUCAUUCUCUCAUUAUAAACUUGACAAUGUGUAUAUAUAAAAAUGCUAUAUAAGAAGAAGAAAGGAAAAAAGAAAGAAAGGAAAAGAUUCACAUGUAUCUCUAUCUCCAUUCUACAGUCAUAAAAUGUGCCGAGUCACAGCUCUCAGUUCUCCUACAUGUCCGCAUCGCUGGCUCACCAUUUCCAAGCCCUGCGAAGAAUCCCGCGGCUUCGACUCCUGUCCAGUCCUCAAAGGAAAUGGAGCAAUCACAUCGAGCUGGACGGGUACUAGGAAAGCUAAGUCCAAGACCUGUCCUCUGUGCGACUUGAAGGGGGAGUGUGACAGCAACAUGAUACAGAUGGUGAAAAGCGAACGUGCAGGCGUGAAGAUUGGGAAGAACGCUGAUCGAACUGCGCCUGGCGUGGAGGUUACGGUGGCGGGGUGUUGUGGUGUUAUGUAGGUGUUUUUUUAAGAAUGGCUAUGGUAGUUACUCUCAGGCCGGUGGUUUGUCAGAGUAUGGAGUUAGUUAAGUGGCGCAUGAGCUGGCGAUAGCUGUCGCGUGUUUCGAUCCAGAAGCAAUGGAUAUAUCCAGAGGACGGAUCAAUACAGUGCUGCUUAUGACCCUGGUGCAUGGGCGGAAUGCAAGCAGUGGUCGUCUAGCUGCUCUUUCAAAUGCAAACCUGAGAGACCAGAUGGUUCUGAUUAUUGCUUCUUCUCAGUAUAUAACUAGCAGAAGAAGAGAGUGGAGAUGG
Paecilomyces variotii is the source of this 859-nucleotide messenger RNA. RefSeq lists its product as hypothetical. The transcript has a single exon. The record is from RefSeq and is a predicted model, not a curated record. NCBI's taxonomy places the organism in Eukaryota, Fungi, Ascomycota, Eurotiomycetes, Eurotiales, Thermoascaceae. Bases 253 to 567 code for a protein of 104 amino acids.